GUAUUUCACAUGCACCUGUGCCAACAAGACAAAAAAUGAAAAAUAUUUGCAAUAAAACUUGAAUUACACUAUUUUAAUCGUUACAAAUAGUUAUCAAGUAUCGGUAACCUAAAGUUGGAGACAUAAGCUACAAAAUGAUAGCAGAUUUGAUUAUUUGCGGCACGCUGUUGGUCAACGCAGGCGCUAUACUCAAUUUCAAACUAAAAAGAAGCCCAGACGACUCGGCUUUCGGCGUAGUUUCCGAGCCAACAACUGGAGACAAAAUACGUGAAUUUCUAAUCAGCUUACGAUAUUUCAGAAUAUUUAUUGGCAUUUGGAACAUCUUUGUGAUGUUUUGUAUGCUUGUGUUCUUUGGACAUUAGACUUAGCGGCCUGGUCUAUUCAACACUGUACAUAGACAGUUGCACAGGGGCAAAACUAUAGUUGGUGUAAAUACAUUAUAUACUGGAUAAGGGAAGGGGACUUUGUAAAUACUUAUAUAGAGUGACUGAACAUUACUCGCACUUACAUUUAAAACUUCAAAUCGGCAGUAACUUAGAGUAUCAUCAGGGGCAAAUUCUGUCUAUAACUACGAUUCAUCAAAGGAGUAGGUCCAAGCAUUAAAAUAGUGUACAAGAAACAUUAAAAAUGGCAACGGGCGAAAGUGUAUGUUUACUCAAGUGUGAGAAUAAUUCUCACGAGCCUAUCACGCUACCUGACAAAAUCCCUGUUGUGAUUGGACGUACACCAGAAAUGAAGAUUGUUGACAUCAAAUGCUCAAGACAACAAUUGGAGUUGACAGCUAAUUAUGAAACUAAGACUGUGGAAGUUAAACAACUAGGCUCCCGUAGUGCAUCUAUAAAUGGGGAACCAAUCACUAGAGGAGAUUCAGUCUCGUGGAAAGGCAACUCAAUUUUAUGCAUCAUUGGCUCCCAGUACCCACAUUCCGUCAUAUUCAAAUCAACAGCCUUAAAUGGGACGCCCAAAUCAUCAGUUAAGGGUUCCACUAUUGACUCAUACUUCAAACCAUCAACAAAGCGAAAACAAGAAAAUAGUGACGACCACAAUGCGAGUUGGAAAAAAUUCAAAACUGAUGCUCCGAGUUCAUCAACAAAUGGAAAUAACAUGAAGGAUAUAUCUGGUUCGGAAGAUGAAAGUGAUUCUGAUAAACAAUUUGAAGCGUUGAAGAAAGCAGCUGAAGAACGUCGUAAGGCAAGAGAGGUGGCACAGGGAAGAAAUAAUCAAGUAAAUAAGCAAGAUGGCUCUCUUGAUGUGGAACCCAACCUACCCUCCACAAGUAACAAUCCUAGUACUGCCUCUGAGGACAAAUGGGAUAUGGUUAAACCAAUGACAUUGAUGGUGUAUACUGCCAAGGGAUCCACCCCUAGAAAUAAGGUGGCUAGUUUUGAUAUAGAUGGCACCAUCAUCGUGACAAAAUCUGGUGCAAGAUUUGCGAAGAAUCCUGAUGAUUGGAAACUCCAGUUUCCUGAAGUGAAACGAAAGUUGCAGGAUCUUCACAAUUCUGGCUAUAAGAUUGUAUUCUUCACUAAUCAGAUGGGCAUAAAGAAAGGCAGUGUUAAAGUCCCAGAUUUCCAGAGGAAGGUUGCUAACAUUGUUAAAGCUAUAGGAGUUCCUGUACAGGUGUUUGUUUCAAUAUCAUCUGGAAUUUAUCGAAAGCCAUCACUUGGUAUGUGGCACCAUCUGGUGGAUGAAUGCAAUAACGGGGUGAAAGUUGAUAUCAGUCAGAGUUACUAUGUUGGAGAUGCUGCUGGUAGACCUGUUAAAUGGGCACCUGGAAUGAAAAAAGAUUUCUCCUGCUCCGAUAGACUGUUUGCCGUGAAUGCAGCUCUGAAGUUCUACACACCAGAGGAGUUUUUUCAGGGCUGGAGCAAAGCACCUUUUAACAUGCCUGAAUUUAACCCUGGUAGUGUUGACAGCAGUGGUCCAUUGACAACUCCAGCAGGAGCCAAGAUAGUGUCUGAGGGACAGGAGAUUAUUGUACUAGUUGGAUUCCCUGCUUCUGGAAAAACAUUCUUCACUGAGACGUAUCUGAAGCCUGCUGGGUAUCUCCAUGUCAACAGGGAUCAGCUUGGCAGCUGGCAGAAAUGUGUACAAGCGUGCAAAAAGGCUGUAAGCCAGGGACAGAAGGUGGCUGUAGACAACACUAGCCCAGAUCAAGAAUCAAGACAGAGGUACACCAGUGUAGCCAAGGAAGCAGGCGUUCCCUGUAGAUGCUUUAUCUUCAACACAACCUUACAACAGGCGCGUCACAACGAAGCCUUCCGCAAGAUAACAAACCCAGCUCAUCAACCAAUCAAUGACAUGAUCAUGAACUCUUACAAGUCGAAAUUCACUCCGCCAACUUUAGCGGAAGGAUUUUCCGAAAUUGUGAAAGUGAAUUUUUUACCCAAGUUCAAAAAUGAAAAAGAAGAGAGGAUCUAUAAACAGUUUUUGAUUGCCUAGUAAUUUAGCUAUCAAUUCUUUCAAAGGCUCUUUCUGAACUCGAAAAACUAUUUUUUCUGCUUUUACCAAGAAACAUGUAAUACUGAAGUAAACACUAAUAAAUUGAUAUAAAUUGCUACACU
Owenia fusiformis is the source of this 2564-nucleotide messenger RNA. The record is from the annotation of a GenBank genome assembly. NCBI's taxonomy places the organism in Eukaryota, Metazoa, Annelida, Polychaeta, Sabellida, Oweniidae.